AUGGAUGGUCAUGACAGUGUUAUGGACUUUGAGACAGAAGAACAUAUUGGUUCUACACCUCCAGUUUCUAAUAAUGCUGGUUUGUUGCCUCAAAAGCGUAAAAAUCGGUCAGAAUCAUGGAAUCAUUUUACACCGAAGUCGUCGAACACAGAAAUGUCAAAGUCAGCAAAAUGCAAGCAUUGUGACUCCUUAAUCAAGUAUAAUGGUGGAACAAGCGCUAUGCUAGCUCAUUUGAGAAGAUGUAGUGAUAAUCCAGAUAAUGCGGUGAAUGUGACGAUGCAUGAACCAUCUUCAAGCUCCAUGGAAAAUAGGGAAGCCAUUGUUAAUUCAUCCCCUUCGGUUCCCAAAUUUGACCAAGAAGUUAGCCGAAUGGACUUAACAAAAAUGUUUGUAGCCAUGGAACUUCCGUUUCAAAAGGUAGAACAUCCAUAUUUACAUAGGUUCAUUUAUGGCUUACAACCAAAAUUUAAGUUCCCAUCACGCAAUACACUAGCACGUGAUAUUUUGAAGAAUUGGGACGUGGAUAGGGGUGGCAAACGGGCAUGCCCGCCCCGCGAAAGCCCACAAAAAAACGGGGCGGGGAGGGGAGAGAUUAUUGCCAAAACAGUUAAGAAGUGCUUAAAUGGUUGGGAACUAAAUCGUGUGCUUAGUGUUACCGUGGACAAUGCAUCUUCAAAUGACGUUGGAAUUCAACAUCUCAAAAGAUGGCUUCACUCUCAGAAUGGCAUAGUUUUGAAUGGAGAAUACCUUCAUACACGUUGUUGUGCCCACAUAUUAAACCUUAUUGUAAAGGAUGGGAUGAAAGAAGUUGAUGAUUCUAUUGUAAGAAUUCGUGCAGCGGUGAGGUAUGUGAGGCGUACUCCUUCGAGGUUUCAGAGAUUUAAGAAAUGUAUUGAUCAUGAAACAAUUGGAUAUAAAGGUUAUGUUGGGAGAGAUUGUGAGACUCGGUGGAACUCAACAUAUCUAAUGUUAAAGGGUGCAUUAAAACAUAAUAAGACCUUUACAGAGUUAGAAUACAGAGAUCGGAAAUAUUUUAAUGAAAUGAGUAAGGACAAAGGAGUGCCUAGACCGGAAGAUUGGGAGCAUGUUGAGUUAAUCCUUCCAUUUCUACAGAUAUUUCAUGAAGCUACAGAACGUAUUUCAGGAUCUUCUUAUGUGACAAGCAACAUGUAUAUGCUUGAGGUUUUUGGUGUUGGAAGAAGCAUUCUGAACAUGUGUAAUUUGGAAGAUCAAAAGGUAAGGUCAAUGACUAUAAAGAUGAAGGCAAAGUACAAUAAAUAUUGGGGAAAACCUGACCACCUUAACAUGUUGUUAUUGAUUGCAAUGGUAUUAGACCCUAGAUGUAAAUUGAAGCUUGUGGCAUGGAUGGCAGCUAGGAUUUAUGAUACUAGUGAUGCAGAAUAUUUGAAAACCAAAUUGGGUUCAUAUUUGAAGUCUAUUUUUGAUGAAUACUCUGGUAGGGCAGUGUCUCGUCUAGGUAGUUCAGUUAAUCUAUCAGAUGAGUGCAGCACAUCAGAGACAGAAUUACAGAAGUAUAUUCAAGAAGAAGUAGAAAAUCGUCCUCCAAAUUUUGAUGCGCUGGAGUGGUGGAAGAACUAUAUUCUACGCCAGAUGCCGGAAGUUGCUCAUCCUUUGUGUCAGUUGUUGAUGAUUGAGGACUUGAAUUAUGAAAUAAGAUAUUCUCUUUAUCAACUUGAUUAA
Molecule: messenger RNA, 1701 nt
Organism: Lathyrus oleraceus (garden pea)
Lineage: Eukaryota; Viridiplantae; Streptophyta; Magnoliopsida; Fabales; Fabaceae
Product: zinc finger BED domain-containing protein RICESLEEPER 2-like
Exons: 6
Coding region: 1-1701 (566 amino acids)
Molecular function (GO): DNA binding
Source: RefSeq, a predicted model, not a curated record